Diaporthe amygdali is the source of this 450-nucleotide messenger RNA. RefSeq lists its product as uncharacterized. The record is from RefSeq and is a predicted model, not a curated record. The transcript is spliced from 3 exons. The coding region runs from base 1 to 450 and encodes 149 amino acids. Lineage: Eukaryota; Fungi; Ascomycota; Sordariomycetes; Diaporthales; Diaporthaceae.
AUGCGCCCUCAAAAGCAAUACUUUCCCAGCUUCCUGCUCCUCGCUAGGGAUGGGCCAGCCUGUAGGAGCGCACAUGCAGCACUGCAGGGAACACAUAUCUCUGCGACCAGUCUGCUGAACGCGCCUCGCAUACGGACGCGGCGCAAUUUCCACAUUGGCCAGCAAUACGACAGAAAGUCCCUGGCUGCGCGUGUGCUUGCCAUUACAAUGCAAAACGCCUGGCCUACCCUCGUCUACAGGGAUCGUCAGGACAAGCCAAUCCCUCCGACUCCCUUCACUGACCCGCACCAACGAAAAACGGUAUACCGAAUCAGGGAAACUCGGUCGUCAGCUCUCAAUUUCUGGAGCAGAUGUUUCGAACUGACGGCAAAAUCUACGUACCAAUUGACACCACCUCCUGCAGGCGGUUGCAUCUCCCCAGGCGGCUUCGCCAGCAUUGGAAUGAAUUAG